GGGGUGCAUGACGGCCGCCGCGCUCCUCUAAUAUCACUUGUUUUGAAUAACGUAACUUGGUGUUUUUGACGAGUUGACGUGUUUAGAAGCGUCCAAACAUAAGGAAGGCAGGAAGAGGUCAUAAAUGGAAUAAUUGACCAGGAAAGGAAUUCAUUUAUAGCCGCAGAGUAGUGAGAGGGCUUAGGACAGGCACUUCCCAUCAGCCCACCGCCCCACCAGCUCAGCCACCAUGGAGGACGGCCACUUCUAUCCCUUCGAAGAGGUUUGCAGCCGAUUCGGGGUCAAGACCGAGACAGGCCUUACCGACAGCCAAGUGAAGGACCACCAGGCAAAAUAUGGACCCAACGAACUCCCAGCCGAGGAAGGAAAGUCACUCCUUACCCUGAUUCUUGAGCAAUUUGACGAUCUCCUAGUAAAGAUUCUGCUGCUGGCCGCCAUCAUCUCUUUUGUGUUGGCGUGCUUUGAGGAAGGAGAGGAAACAGUUACGGCCUUCGUGGAACCUUUCGUUAUCCUGCUUAUCCUUAUCGCGAAUGCCAUCGUAGGAGUAUGGCAGGAAAGGAACGCGGAGUCUGCCAUCGAGGCCCUGAAGGAAUAUGAGCCAGAGAUGGGCAAAGUGAUCCGCGCCAACAAGGCCGGUGUGCAGAAGAUUAGAGCCAGGGAGAUUGUGCCCGGCGAUGUUGUGGAAGUGUCUGUGGGUGACAAGAUCCCAGCUGACCUUCGCCUCAUCAAGAUUUACUCCACCACUCUCCGCAUUGACCAGUCCAUCCUUACCGGCGAGUCUGUGUCUGUUAUCAAGCACACUGACGCUAUUCCAGACCCCAAGGCUGUCAACCAGGAUAAGAAGAACAUCCUUUUCUCUGGUACCAAUGUUGCUGCUGGCAAGGCCCGUGGUGUUGUCGUCGGCACUGGCCUCAACACUGCCAUUGGUAAGAUCCGUACCCAGAUGGCUGAGACUGAGGAGAUCAAGACACCACUGCAGCAGAAGCUGGAUGAGUUUGGUGAGCAGCUGUCCAAGGUGAUCUCCAUCAUCUGUGUGGCUGUGUGGGCCAUCAACAUCGGCCACUUCAACGACCCGGCCCACGGCGGCUCCUGGAUCAAGGGUGCCAUCUACUACUUCAAGAUUGCUGUGGCCCUGGCUGUGGCUGCCAUCCCUGAGGGUCUGCCAGCUGUCAUCACCACCUGCCUGGCCCUGGGCACACGCCGCAUGGCCAAGAAGAACGCCAUCGUGAGGUCCCUGCCCUCCGUGGAGACCCUGGGCUGCACCUCCGUCAUCUGCUCCGACAAGACCGGCACCCUCACCACCAACAUGAUGUCCGUGUCCCGCAUGUUCAUCAUGGACAAGGUGGAGGGCAACGACUGCAGCCUGCUGGAGUUUGAGAUCACCGGCUCCACCUACGAGCCCAUCGGUGACGUGUACUUCAAGGGAGCCAAGGUGAAGGGCGCUGACUAUGAGGGCCUGCAGGAGCUGGCCACCAUCUCCAUCAUGUGCAACGACUCCUCCAUUGACUUCAACGAGUUCAAGAACAUGUUUGAGAAGGUCGGCGAGGCCACCGAGACGGCCCUCAUCGUGCUGGGUGAGAAGAUCAACCCCUACAACAUGUCCAAGAUCGGCCUGGACCGCCGCUCCACCGCCAUCGUGGCCCGCCAGGACAUGGAGACCAAGUGGAAGAAGGAGUUCACUCUGGAGUUCUCCCGUGACCGCAAGUCCAUGUCAUCAUUCUGCACCCCAAUCAAGCCCACCCGCCUGGGCAGCGGCCCCAAGAUGUUCUGCAAGGGUGCCCCUGAGGGCGUGCUGGACCGCUGCACCCACGUGCGUGUCGGCACUCAGAAGGUGCCACUCACUGCCGGCGUGAAGGACAAGAUCCUGGCCGUCACCAGGGACUACGGCUGCGGCCGCGACACCCUGCGUUGCCUGGCCCUGGCCACCCUGGACAACCCCCCCAAGCCUGAGGACAUGGACCUGGGAGAGUCCAACAAGUUCUACACCUACGAGGUGAACAUGACCUUUGUGGGCGUGGUGGGCAUGCUGGACCCCCCCAGGACUGAGGUGAAGGACUCCAUCCAGCGGUGCCGUGACGCCGGUAUUCGUGUCAUUGUCAUCACUGGCGACAACAAGGCCACUGCUGAGGCUAUCUGCCGCCGCAUCGGUGUGUUCAGCGAGAAUGAGGAUACCUUCGGCUUGUCCUACGCCGGCAGGGAGUUUGAUGAGCUGUCCCCUGCAGAGCAGCAGGAGGCCUGCAUGCGUGCCCGACUCUUCUCCCGUGUGGAGCCCUUCCACAAGUCCAAGAUUGUGGAGUACCUGCAGAACAAGAACGAGAUCUCUGCCAUGACUGGUGAUGGUGUGAAUGAUGCGCCAGCCCUGAAGAAGGCUGAGAUCGGCAUUGCCAUGGGUUCCGGCACAGCCGUGGCCAAGUCUGCCUCUGAGAUGGUGCUGGCUGACGACAACUUCUCAUCCAUCGUGGCGGCAGUGGAGGAGGGCCGUGCCAUCUACAACAACAUGAAGCAGUUCAUCCGUUACCUCAUCUCCUCAAACAUUGGUGAGGUGGUCUCCAUCUUCCUGACGGCCGCCCUGGGCCUGCCCGAGGCGCUCAUCCCCGUGCAGCUGCUGUGGGUGAACCUGGUGACUGACGGUCUGCCCGCCACCGCCCUGGGCUUCAACCCCCCUGACCUGGACAUCAUGGAGAAGCCCCCCAGGAAGUCUGAUGAGUCCCUCAUCUCCGGCUGGCUGUUCUUCCGCUACAUGGCCAUCGGUGGCUAUGUGGGCGCCGCCACUGUGUUCGCUGCCUCCUGGUGGUUCAUGUAUGACCCCACCGGCCCACAGCUCAACUACUACCAGCUGUCCCACCACCUCUCCUGCCUGGGUGACACCGAGAACUUCGAGGGCCUGGACUGUGGCAUCUUCAGCCACCCGGCCCCCAUGACCAUGGCCCUGUCUGUCCUUGUCACCAUCGAGAUGCUCAACGCCCUCAACAGCUUGUCUGAGAACCAGUCCCUGAUGGUGAUGCCUCCCUGGGUCAACUUCUGGCUGCUGGCAGCUAUGGCCCUCUCCAUGACUCUUCACUUCAUCAUCCUCUAUGUUGACAUUCUCAGCACUGUGUUCCAGGUAAUGCCUCUGACGGGACACCAGUGGCUAGCGGUGUUGAAGAUUUCCCUGCCAGUGCUACUGCUGGACGAGAGCCUGAAGUUCCUGGCACGUAACUACACUGAUGGUGAGACAACCUCCCUCUUGCGUUGCCACUGGAUUGUCGUGGCUUGGGCGAUUUACUUCACCUACAUCAAGAUUGACCCUUUCUAACCUGCCUUUCGAUUUCUCGGUUCCCCGUUCCACCCUUCUCGUCCUGCCCUGUGCCGCGCCUCUUCCCUCUCGUCCCCAUCCCUCCCUGCCCCGCCCGUGUGUUGAGUUGAUAAGAAGCUGUUUGGUCUGGGUGGGUGUUUUUAAAGCGGUUUUGACAGAGAGAGAGAGAGAGAGAGAGAGAGUGUGUGUGUGUGUGUGUGUGUGUGUAGGGUCAGAAAACAACAGUGCUCAAUUUCUAAGUUGCCUGUUGCCUUUCUACUGCUGCCAUGCUGUUCAUUAUUGCUUUCUGGGUGUGUGUGUGUGUGUGUGUGUGCGUGUGUGUGUGUGUACAGUGCCUAUGGUGUGUGGCGUGGCAAGGCAUACAGAUGUGCUGUGAAUUGCAAACGCACAUGGUUUCUGUGAUGUGCGCAGGGAAACGCAUACAUGUGUGUAUGUGCAUAUGUGUGUAUGUAUGUGUGUGCGCCGGAAGACAAACAAUCGUCCGGUAGAUUCGAACUAAAACGCAGAUGGAAAACGGUGACACGACUCAAGAAACUCGAACAAAAAAGUCGUUCGAUUAGUGACACUCUGAAAAAGUCUUUGGCCAUGUUCAGAAACACUUUGUUCUCUCACCAAGACAAUUUUCCAAGGCCAUCGAGACAACUGCGCCAGGAUUUCAAGACAGUUUCUCCUUUUAAUCAACUAGAAAUCUUAAAAAUCCUUUAUUCCUGCACUAUGACAAGUUUGCAAGGCCAUCGAGACAACUAGAUGGGAUUUCAAGGCAGUUUUCUUCCCUUAAUACACCUGAAAUCUUGCAAACUAUCACCAGAACCUUAAAAAUACCCUCAAAACCACAACUAGCUGGUAUUUUAAGGCAAUUUCCUUCCCUUAAUACACCAGAACCUUAAAAAUACCCAAAAAACCACAACUAUCUGGGAUUUUAAGGCAGUUUCCUCACGUUAAUACAUCAUAACCUUAAAAAUACCUUCAAAACCACAACUAGCUGGGAUUUUAAGGCAGUUUCCUCCCCUUAACACAUCAGAAAUCUUGCCAAUCUGUCACCAGAACCUUAAAAAACACGAGUUUCUACAAAUGGAGCCUUGGAAAGAAGUGACUGAGAGAGCAAAAUGUCAAGUACAGGCCAGUGACUCAAAUUAUGACUGUGGUGACUAACUGCGUGCCUCUCCUGUGCUGUGGUGCUGUGGUGCUGUGCUGUGUUUAGAGGUGGGUGUUGUAUGCACCAUCCACCACUACCCAGCUUGCACCUGCCCUACUCUGUCCCCGUCCCCCAACCCCUGACCCCAGUAGCAGCUCCCCUCCCCCCCUCCCCCCCCUCCGGAGUACCUCAUUGAUCAAGGGAAAAUUUUUAAAAGUUACGCAUUUCAUAAUUUAGGUUCAUUAUUUUUUUUCACGUCAAGUUCAAAUUUUCCUUUUUUUUCCUGUAAAUUAUAGUAAAUUAUAAAGUUUUUCCUAAUUUUUUUUCGUGUUUUCCCAAUUGUUUACUGAAGAUAUAGUGAUGAUGUUGUUUUUCCAUUUUUUCCCCCACUAAUGAUGUUUCAGUGGUAUAUUUUCCCGUAAAUUUUGAUGUUUUUUCCUGUAAAUUUCAACGUUUCCAUAUUUUUCCUCAUUUUUACUCAAGAUGUUUUGAUGUUGGUGUUAUUUUCCCAUUUUUUCCCCAUUUAUCGUUAUUUUCCCGGUAUUUUCCCCAAUUUUUUUUCCUGUUAGUGGUAUUUCCUGUUAGUUUAUCCCCUGUUUCCCCAAGUAGGCUUUUUUCCCCUUUUUUCCCUCAGGUUAGAAUUGUUUCCCUGUUUAACUAUUUAAUUUAUUUAUUUCUCCUCGUCCUCCCUCUGUGGUUCAAAAUUUCUUUCCCUAUACAAAAAUAAUGUCCUCAAAUUCGUUUCCAUUUUCCCCUUUCUGAAAAUAUUUUAAGCAUUUUUUUCCCUUUAAUGUAAUAUAAAUUUUUCCUUAAACUCAAUUUUUUCUCUUAAAUAAAAAAAAAAAGAUAUUUCUCAGUGCAAUAUUUGAAGAAGGUAAUUAUCUCUCCCUAAUUCACCAAGCCAUUGUUAUUAUCACUGUUAUUACUCGAUAUUUUGUUGUAGAUACUGACUUUUGUAUAAACCCCCCCCCCCCCUGACACAUCCUGUCCGUAUGUCUGUGUGUCUGGCCCAUGCUGUACACUUGGGGCGUCAUAAGUCACCAAAGCGUUCACCACACCCGCUAACACGCCCUCUCUCUUAUGUCCGCCUCCUGAAACACUUACCCGCAGCAUCUUCACUAUUUUCAAAGGGGUCUAGUUGAAGUAAUGGGUUUUUAAGGGUGUUUCUGUAUAUCACGAGGACAAAUUCUCAUUUUAAAUGGGUCUAGUUGAAGUAAUGGGUUUUUAAGGGUGUUUCUGUAUAUCACGAGGACAAAUUCUCUUUUCAAAGGGAUCUAGUUGAAGUGAUGGGUUUUUAAGGGUGUUUUCUGUAUAUCACGAGGACAAAUUCUCAUUUUAAAGGGGUCUAGUUGAAGUGACGUUGGUUUUUAAGGGUGUUUCUGUAUAUCACGAGGACAAAUUCUCUUUUAAAGGGUCUAGUUGAAGUAAUGGGUUUUUAAGGGUGUUUCUGUAUAUCACGAGGACAAAUUCUCUUUUCAAAGGGGUCUAGUUGAAGUGAUGGGUUUUUAAGGGUGUUUCUGUAUAUCACGAGGACAAAUUCUCUUUUCUAAGGGGUCUAGUUGAAGUAAUGGGUUUUUAAGGGUGUUUCUGUAUAUCACCAGGACAAAUACUCUCUUUAAAGGUGUCUAGUUGAAGUAAUGGGUUUUUAAGGGUGUUUUUGGGUAUCACCAAGACAAAUUCUCUUUUUAAAGGGGUCUAGUUGAAGUAAUGGGUUUUUAAGGGUGUUUUCUGUAUAUCACCAGGACAAAUUAUCUUUUUAAAGGGGUCUAGUUGAAGUGAUGUGGGUUUUUAAGGGUGUUUCUGUAUAUCACGAGGACAAAUUCUCUUUUCAAAGGGGUCUAGUUGAAGUGAUGGGUUUUUAAGGGUGUUUCUGUAUAUCACCAGGACAAAUUCUCUUUUCAAAGGGGUCUAGUUGAAGUGACGUGGGUUUUUAAGGGUGUUUUCUGUAUUUCUAGUGACAUGUUAACAAGUUUUCUACAUUAUCAGCAGGACAAACACACUUUUUAAAGGCUCUAGUUGAAGUGACGCGGGAUUUUAAAGAUGUUUCAGUAAUUCUAGUGACAUGUUAACAAGUCCGCAUUACCAACAGGACAAAUACUCUUUAGAACUUGGCUAAUCGUCUCUGUUGGCGGAUAAACAAUUUAAUCCCCUUCGCGUGUACAAAAUGACCAUAUUUGUGACUUAUGACCCCCCCCAGUGUACCCCUCCUCCCGUCUCGACACUCCCUAAGGAAACAAAUACUACUACAAUUAAACUACCAGUGCAUGUAGAGAGAGAGAGAGAGAGAGUGAGAGAGAGAAACACAAACGGAAACUCACUCUCUCUCUCUCUCUCUCUCUCAGUGUAGACGUUAUGUUGAGAGAGAUGCGCGGUGAAGGAAAAUUCUCUCUCUCUCUCUCUUUUUUUGUCCUGUAUGUUGGCGUUAGGAAGGGUUAUGCAUGUUUUUAAGAAGAAUUAGACAUUUUUUUUCUUCCUUGACCAAUAAAACCCCAGAAAAAAAGUGAAA
Portunus trituberculatus (swimming crab) is the source of this 6936-nucleotide messenger RNA. Its product is annotated as calcium-transporting ATPase sarcoplasmic/endoplasmic reticulum type-like. Bases 230 to 3295 code for a protein of 1021 amino acids. Lineage: Eukaryota; Metazoa; Arthropoda; Malacostraca; Decapoda; Portunidae. Gene Ontology annotation, cellular component: membrane. The transcript is spliced from 10 exons. The record is from RefSeq and is a predicted model, not a curated record. Gene Ontology annotation, molecular function: ATP hydrolysis activity; ATP binding; P-type calcium transporter activity. Gene Ontology annotation, biological process: intracellular calcium ion homeostasis; calcium ion transmembrane transport.